This is a messenger RNA of Apis dorsata (giant honeybee), 8316 nucleotides long. It is a transcript of the gene Piezo, whose product is annotated as piezo-type mechanosensitive ion channel component. The record is from RefSeq and is a predicted model, not a curated record. The coding region runs from base 417 to 7925 and encodes 2502 amino acids. Lineage: Eukaryota; Metazoa; Arthropoda; Insecta; Hymenoptera; Apidae. The transcript is spliced from 38 exons.
ACGGGCGUAGAACGGUUCAGUGUGUGUUGAGCCGGCGUUGAUCGCCGUUCGUCGUUCGAGGCGUAUCAAUGUAAUCGUGAUACGUGCGGAUGAGUCACGAUUCCUCGCCAAAGAAAAAAAAAAGGAAAAAAGGAAACGUGCCUCGUGGGCGUUCGCGAAUCGUUCCACUCGAGGAUCACGUAUCGUGGAGUGUAUUUAAAUCGAACGUUAAAUAUAACAUUAAGCGAGGGGAAGAUCGAGCGAGUGUGUGACAGCGUGAGAUUUGACGCGUGUUGGAGCCGGGAGGCGUAUGUUGCUCUCCUGGAAGUUCGAUCGACGUGAACACAAUUGGGAGAAGAAUUGUCGUGAGGGAUGCUUUGAGACACCGGUGGAGUGGUUUCAUUCAAGGGUGAAAGGGCAUACGAGCAGAUCGAGGCAUGUCCACGUAUUGGCUGAACGUGGCCCUCAUCAGGGUUCUGUUACCGCUCGUCUUCACCGGAUGUGUAGUAUGGAGGCCUGUAGGAUUGUCACUAGUUUAUUUGGCUCUGAUGCUAUAUUCGCCACACGUGCCAAUACCGGACGCAAAAACAAUGGCCGGCCACACGGGCCACUAUUUAAAAACUUGCAUCGGCCUGUCUUUUCUCACGACAACCAGCCAAAUCACUUUCCACAUAGUUUUAUUGGCCCUGCCUACUUACGGACACUUCCUCCGCAAUUGCGAACCUAUGGAAGUGAUCUUCAGACACUUAGGUUUCGUAAGGCUAGAUAGCGCGACCGAAUGGGAGAUAUUUUUCUGGUUGACGCCAGAAUUAAUCGUCUUGCCCAUUAGUAUAAUAAUAUAUUUCAUAUGUCGUUUCCUAUCGCAAAAAACGAUCACCGAAGAAGGCGACGCCUCGUUGCAUCAAAACAAUGGUCAGAUCAUCAACUUCUUAGGACGUAUAGGAACUUACGUGGUUCUGGCAUCGUUAUGCAUCACAGCAUCUCUGAGACCUUCGAUCGAAGGCGCUUUCUAUUUCCUCAUCUUCUUGGGAGCUUCGACCUGGUGGGCGUGCAACAAAGAGCUUCGAAAAGGGUUUGCCAGGCUGUGCAGGAUCUUAAUGGCAGUCGUGGUACUUCAUAUCGUGGUUCUGCUCAGCUACCAGAAUCAAAUACCUCAAGAAUUAAUACCCAUGAACAGCACUUGGCAACGAUACUUUGCCCUGAUUCCUGUCUAUCAAAUCAAUUGCUCCACUCCAAGAUACGUGGAAUACACCGAUCAUACAGAUUGGCUGAUUUACGGAUACUCCCUGAGACUGUUCUGGCUUUAUUUCGUUUUGGCGUUGCAAUCACAGUUCCUGAGCAAAAAGCCGUUGAUGCGAUUUGGGUCCGGGAGAACGGGUCUACUGCAAGAUUCAACCGGAAGCGUCAUCGUCCAGGAUGGCCAUCAGGAUGACAACAUUCAGAUGCAAAGUCUCAGCGAUGCUUGCCCAGAUGAACAAUCCGGAGUUAUCGAGCAUAUCAUCAUGGCCGUAUACUCGAUCUUCCAGUUGAUAAUUAAUUCGUCUUAUCUUGCAACGAAUAUCAUAAUGAUGACGUGGAGUAUAAUGUAUCACAGUUGGACAACUUUUGCACUCUUAUUAUGGGCAUUGAUCCUUUGGAUGGUCCCUAAUAAACGCGCUUUGAUGAUGAAGUGCUCUCCCUUCAUCGUUUUUUACUCAAUGCUCCUUGUCAUCGUGCAAUACGUCUAUAGCAUGGAUUUGACCGAAGAAGAAUUACCAACGCAAAUAAACGGGAUACAAGUGUCAGAAAUCGGUUUCAUAAAAACAUCUAAUUUAUACAAAAUACAUUAUCUUAUUUUCAAAACGUUAACAAUUAAUUUUCAGUGUCUAUUUCUAUCGAUGUUCUGGAUAACUAUGAGACAAUACACGGUCGAAAGAUCGAGGGAGAGACGUUCCUCGGCAUUGAGAGACAUGGUGGCACCAUUGCACGUAUCUGUUUCGACAGCUACCACAGCGAUGAAUCACGAAGCCCCGGAAAUUAAAAGCAAAUUCAUGUUAGAUGUCGGUAUACUUUUGAAAAAAUUAUUGACCAAGUUUUGGAUCGCAGUUGUGACUAUUAUGCUGUUCAUUUGUGGAAUCACUGGUGAACGUAUGACGGUGUUCAGAAUCAUUUACAUGUCUCUCUUCCUUGUUCUAGUUAUUACCUUCCAGAUAUCUUGGACAGUUUGGAGAAAGAUGAUGUAUCCAUUCUGGCUUACAGUUAUCGGUUAUUCUGUAAUCAUGCUGAUUCUUGUGUAUACUUAUCAAUUUCACAAUUUUCCAGAAUAUUGGAAUUAUUUGCAUAUCGACGAGAACUUGCAAAAAGAUAUCGGUUUAGAAAAAUACGAGAUUAAGGAUCUUUUCGUUAGAUUACUCACACCAACAUUCUUUGUAAUUAUUACGGUUCUUCAGAUCCAUUAUUUCCACAAAGAUUUCUUAGAAGUGACCGAUCUCGAAAAAUUCGGAAUCGAGGAUUCUCAAAUCGAACGACCGAGCCUUGGCCGUUCGAUUUUAACUAUGCCACCAUCCUCUCCAGAACAAAUUUUUCUCAAUGACGAAAAACCUAAAUACACGUUGAAACAGUUAAAACGCAUGUCUAAAAUAGAACUAGUAGCGUUAUUUAGCGAUAUAAUGAUGCAUGUAAAAAAUGUUUAUAACUACAUUUGGCUCUUCUUCGAAAUUCAUAUGCAAAAGAUCAUUUUUAUUUCUGUGAUGCUUCUCUGCGUCAACGAUGUCUGUGCUAUUAAUUUAAUAUUCGUCCUGAUAUCAGUUAUAAUGAUCAAUUUUCGAAGAAACAUCCAAAUAUGUACCGUGAAUAUAAUAGCAGCGAUAAUCGGUAUCUUAAUGGUUGGAAAAAUGCUGUAUCAAAUUCAAUAUAUCAAUCACAGCAAUUGGGAUAUUAAUUGCACGAUAAUUCCAGAGAAUCAUCAAUAUAGCAGCAAUAACACUAUGUAUAACAUAGCGGAAUGGUUUGGAAUAAAGAAAGCCGAGCCAGGAAAUCUGGCAGAGUUAUUGAAAGGCUACAUAGGAAUCAUAGUGGUGACCACUCUCAGAAAGAUAAUUAGAAUUCGACAAUGUUUCUACAGAAAAGCACGAGGAGAACCUUUGGACAGGCCUUAUGUCAUGUUCCCCUUAAUCACCAGACAGCAUGCUGACGAAGGAAUAUUACAAUGCGUGAAAUUCUUUUUCAAUUACGCAUUCUACAAAUUUGGCGUGGAAUUCUGUUUGAUAGGAAUCGUGGCGCUUAUCGCUACCAGACUCGAUUUCUAUUCAGUCCUCUAUGGUAUUUGGCUUUUAAUAUUGUUCUGUCUGAGGAGAAGAACCUUAUCCAAAAUUUGGCCCUUCUUCAAGUUUUUCAUUAUAAUUCUCCUACCUAUUCAAUACGCUUUCGUCGUGGCACCUCCCCCGUGGCUUUGCCUAGACUAUCCAUGGGAAAAGUCCAGAAUUUUGAGGGUAUUACAGGAAUGGAUGUAUCUGCCAGAUCCUGAUUUUCCACCUAAUGCUAGAAAAUUAAUGUGUGAUUUUCUGCUAUUAAUGAUGAUCGUCAGGCAAAGUCUCGUUUUCAAAAUCGAAAAGCGAAGCGAGGCAACUGGCCAAGAGUUUCCAGCCGGUCACAAUUAUUCCGUGUACGAAAACAUAGAGAAACCAAAUUUCGUAAAUCCUGUGAAGGAUUACGUGUCCCAUGCUCACACUUAUUUAGACAUAGUGAAACGUGGCGUAUUUAUAAGUUUGAUGUGGAUCGCUUUAUCGAUCGUGUUCCUGGCUGGAACAGAGAGGACUAAUCUGUUCUCGUUGGGUUACUUGAUCGGUGCAUUCGUGUUCCUCUGGCAAGGAAGCGACUUUUACUUGAGGCCAGUGCAAACGAUUUUAACAUGGUGGAAUUUGUUGAUCGGCUACAACGUGGUAGUCAUAUUCGCCAAGUCUCUGUUACAAGGUGUCGGUUGCGUGAUGAUAGAGCAGAUGCAAAUGGUAGCGUGUCCGUUCAUUCAAUUGUUCGGUAUAAUUUGUGUAAGAAAAUUCAAAAGUCCGAUCACCGAUCUGAUCCCGGAAAAAUUGGAUUGCGACGUGCCCGAGGAGGACAUAGGAAUGAUCUGGGACGGCUUGUGUUUCACCUUCCUAUUAUUCCAAAAACGAUUGUUCAAGAGUUACUAUUUUUUCCACAUAGUCAACGAAACGAAAGCUAUGAGCAUCCUGGCGUCGAGAGGCGCGGAAUUAUUGGAAGAGUUGCAUCAGAAACGCAUCGAGAUCCAAGAAAACAUCGAGAAGAACGUGUUGCAAAAGUUGAAAUUCAAGAUGGACCAGAUCAAAGCGAAUCAGAGGAAAAUUCAAGGCCCCAGUUACAGGGAGCCAGAGAUACACGCAGUUGAUACUCUCUAUCCAAGGACACGGCCGUUGUACAGAGUUCGCGCGCCAAAGACCAACAAAGAGGCUAUUAGAUCGGGUGACUAUUAUAUGUUCGACGAAUUGGACGACGACGACGUUACUGACAUGAUCCCGGACACCGAGUCCGAGAAGAGGGAAGCGGAGAAACGUCGCGAGUUGGAGCAACGCGGAAGAAGAAUGACCAUUUCCGAGUUGAUGAACACGCUGAUUAAGACAGACAUUGAGAUCGCGACGCACGUCGCCAUGUUCGGAGGGACUGAAAAGGACGCGCUGAAACUACGUCGUCGGAGUGAGCCUUUAACAAGGAAGAAAUCGUCUAUGUCGUAUCUCAGUGCACGUUCCGAGACCGCAGUGGCCACCGAUGCUGUUGAUACCACAUCAGCAGACGUAGAAACCGAAGAUAAAGACGUAUCCAUGGAGGAACGUGAGAAGACACCGGACAUUGAAGAAGAGAAAAAGGAUGAAGAGGAAAUACCGAAGGAAGAAAAAAUAUCGAUCGCGACGUAUUUCAAGUUUCUCAUAGUAAUGAUUAAUAGCACCUUCAUAUCGAUGACAAGAUACCUGAAUCGAUUUUCACGGGACUAUAGAUAUAUUCGUAAAGUUUUAACGAAAGAGAAAAAAUUAUUGAAGGCAAAGCCAGAUCUACACAUGGGGAUGCGACUUGGUAUCAAUCAAAUGUGGCAGCCAAUGACUUUAGUAGUAUUGCGCUUAUCGACUAAUGGAAAUACCGAGGAAAUUCACGAUGCUGGUGAAGGUCCUAGCCAACCACGGCCGCAAGAGCAGAGGAAAAGCAGCACACUGACGGUCUCUUACAUUCGAAUUCUGGCAUCGAGUUUGGAGCGAGGAUUGGACAUAUCCUCCUCCAGCACACUUUUCUCCGAGAUUUCACCUGUUCAACACGAUGAUGACGGUGGCGAAUUAUCAGAAGCCGAUCAACCACCAAUUAUACAAUUAUUGGCGUCUAUUUGGUUUGCAAUUUUGUCGCAUUCGUCUCUAUUUUGUUACUUCAUGGUAUUCCUUCAUCAAAUUAAAAAUGCAUCUGUUCUCUCCAUCCCUCUACCUCUCAUGGUAUUUUUCUGGGGUUCGUUAACCAUCCCUCGACCCUCGAAAACGUUUUGGAUAACGUUGAUCGCGUACACCGAGGCAAUUGUUAUAGUAAAGUGUAUUUUUCAAUUGGAAGUAUUGCCCUGGAAUCGGGAUCCUGCACCGAAUAACCCUCUCUUCACCCCUAGGAUUAUGGGAGUUGAACGCAAAUUUAAUUAUGCUCUAUGGGACUUAUUAUUGCUCCUCGUAGUGUUCUUCCACAGAUUUAUGCUCAAGUCAUUGGGACAAUGGACAUCUUUGUCUUUGAAACCAAGAAAAAUUAUUCCUUCGGCUUUAACUUUAGUUCCGUCUAAACCACCACCAUCCGAAAGAGGCCAAGGAGAGCCUGUAACAUUACGACCUGAAACGAAAGAUAAUAUUCGCGCGACGACGCCUAAAGGAAGAAUUCUAAACCUUCAACCAGCUGUGAUUGUCGGUGAAAGUGUGCGAACCAGUGAUGAGUAUGAGCAACUUGUCGCGGUUCAAGGGGAAGAAACCAGUCCUAUGGAGGAAGAGUUUAACAAAGUUAUGAAAAUGAUGAUCGUCAAAUAUACGGAACCAAUAAAACAUUUUUUCCAUAAAAUUAUUAGCCCAUAUGGAAAAGAAAAGACGAACGUAUACGCGUACAUGUUCCUCUGCGACUUUUUUAAUUUUUUGCUGUUCAUUUUUGGAUUUUCCGCAUUUGCAACGCAACAAGGUGAUGGUGGCGUCGCAGCUUAUUUACAAGAAAAUAGAGUCCCGAUGCCGUUUUUAUUGAUGUUGCUAUUACAAUUCUCAUUGAUAAUUAUCGAUAGAGCUUUGUUUUUAAAGAAAUCGAUCUUGGGCAAAUUAAUUUUCCAUUACUUUCUAAUACUUGGCAUUCACAUUUGGAUGUUCUUCAUUUUGCCAAGUGUAACUGAAAGACGAUUCAACGAGAGGCUACCGCCUCAAAUUUGGUACAUGGUCAAGUGUUUCUAUCUCUUAUUGGCAGCCUAUCAAUUAAGACAAGGUUAUCCAACCAGAAUACUUGGUAAUUUCCUGUGCAAGAAUUACAGUAUUAUCAACUACGUUUUAUUCAAAGGAUUCAUGUUGGUCCCAUUCUUGUUCGAAUUGAGAGCAGUAAUGGAUUGGAUCUGGACGGAUACUUCCAUGACAAUAAUGGAUUGGUUCAAAAUGGAAGAUAUCUUCGCCAACAUUUAUCAAAUCAAAUGUAUGCGAGGGGUAGAAACAGAUUUCCCUCAACCACGAGGCGAGAAGAAGAGUCAGAUAAGCAAAUACUUAAUGGGUGGUGCUGCUCUCUUUUUCAUGAUCGGAUUAAUAUGGUUCCCUUUGCUCUUAUUUGCCCUUGGUGGCACCGUUGGCAUUUCCAAUCUACCAUACGAGGUUUCCAUGAAAAUAAGAAUCGGCUCUCACGAGCCCAUUUACUCCAUGUCGGCGCAAGGUCAAUCCAUCAUGGAAUACAGCAAAUUCGAUUACACGAGAUUUGUCAAUUUGUACGCGAAAGACAAAGCUGCGAUUACUUUUCUCGAGAACUAUAUACAUUCUGAUGUUGCUGCUGUGAGAUUGAGCGGAUUCUCUAGAAAAUUAUGGAAUAUAUCUCCCCCAGACUUGGAAAUACUGAUAGAGGAAUUAAGAGAUAAUGAAACAACCGUGAUUAUUCACGUGGAGUGGACGGUGUCUCGGAAGACGGACGCGAAAGAUGCGACUGGGAUAACCACGACAGUUCGAGACAUAAAAUUGAAACCGUAUGAAAACAAGGAAUUUAAUCCCGUGAGAGAAACGUUAGCCAAUGUACUUUCCAAUUUAACGAUCCCUCAUACUAGCAUUAUCAUAUUGCCAUAUGCUUUCCCAAAAUUUUUGAAAGUAACCGGUCGAACCACCACCAUCGUUCCACAAUUGAUGAUGCCGAAAUGGAUGGAAAUAGAGGAUAGGAUAGUAAAAGAUAUUCAUCUGUAUAGAAACAUUAGUCUUUUUUUAUCUUCGGAACCGGAUUGUUGCUCGCAUAAAAAAUGGUGGGUUGUUAAUGAGGUCUGCAACGAUACUUUAUACGAAAAUUUAUUAAGCAGAGUGCCUCUAAAUGAUUGCAAAUACAUCAUGAUGUAUUUAUUCAAUGAUAAAACGUUCCCCGAAGGAUUGAGUUUUAUCAGCGGAUUAGGAAUAUUAGGUUUGUACACUACAGCCGUAAUAGUCAUAAGCCAAAUGACCAGAAGGGCGGUGACUGAUAUGGCGCCAAGAAUUAUGUUCGAUGAUCUGCCCUACGUCGAUAGGAUACUUCGACUAUGCUUGGAUAUUUAUUUGGUCCGUGAAAGUGGAGAGUUGAGCCUCGAGGAAGAUUUGUUUGCCAAAUUAAUAUUCCUUUAUAGAUCACCAGAGACGAUGAUCAGGUGGACAAGACCUCCCGAGGAAGGGGAGAGAACUGAUAACGAAGAUCAAGAUGACGCGGAUGAGGAUGCUGCGAUAUCUCGCGAAGUAUCUCGGCAAUAAAUUGUCGAACGUUUAUAAGGAUAUAAACGUUACGAACGAAACAAUAUUUGGCCUGUUCUUUGGCCAAGAACUUUUGUUGAAUCAAAGAUUUUGAAUAUUUUAUCACUUAUCGCGAAGUGAAUUCAUUAUCAUAAUUUCGGAUAGUUUCGGAUAAGACAAUAGUUCGCACACUUAUUGCGAAAGUGACGCGAAGAAUGGUUCGAAAAAUUCGAAAAACUCAGGAAUUUAUUAUAACCAUGUUUAUUGUUAAAGAAUUGAUUAACGAAGAUCGUUCCUAUCUUCGAAUAUGUAUAUUAUAAAGAUGUAUAUACGCAAGUAAUGCAGAGAGGAAAUGAUAUAAUUAAAAGAAGCGGAAGAUUUGAAAAUUUGAGAAAAGUUCGAGGAUACAUUA